This is a messenger RNA of Cercopithifilaria johnstoni, 927 nucleotides long. NCBI's taxonomy places the organism in Eukaryota, Metazoa, Nematoda, Chromadorea, Rhabditida, Onchocercidae. The record is from the annotation of a GenBank genome assembly.
AUGUCGAAGCGAAAGGUACUGCUGAUGGGAAAAAGCGGUUCUGGUAAGACUUCAAUGCGUUCCAUCAUAUUUGCCAACUAUAUUGCUCGUGAUACGAAUCGUCUUGGACCAACGAUGGAGGUAGAGCAUGCUCAUGUUCGGUUUCUGGGUAAUCUAGUAUUGCAUCUUUGGGAUUGCGGUGGUCAGGAAGCGUUCAUGGAGAAUUACUUGGCUUCGCAGAAAGAUCAAAUCUUCAAAAAUGUUCAGGUGCUGAUAUAUGUAUUCGACGUAGAAAGUCGUGAAUUGGAAAAGGAUUAUCGAUAUUACCAGUCAUGUCUGGAAGCAUUGAUUCAAAAUUCACCAAAUGCUAAAGUAUUUUGUUUAAUACACAAAAUGGAUUUGGUUUCUGAAGAACACAGGGAUCAGGUAUUCGCAGAGAAAGAACGAGAUAUAAUGUUUAGAUCGAAGCUUGCUGCUGAAAAAUUUGGUCAUGAUAACGUUGUAAGGCAGUGUUACCGAUCAUCGAUUUGGGACGAAACGCUUUACAAGGCUUGGUCGGCGAUCGUUUGUCAUUUAGUACCAAACGUCGCAUCAAUGGAAGCCAGACUAAAACAGCUUGCUGUAAUCUUGGAUGCUGACGAAGUGUUAUUAUUCGAAAAGGCAACUUUCCUUGUAAUAGCACAGGCACAAAUUGUCCAGCAUGAAGAUAUUCACCGUUUUGAAAAAGUAUCAAACAUUAUCAAACAAUUCAAACUAUCAUGCAGCAAGCUGGGUUCUCAAUUUGAAUGUAUGUGUGUACGGAAUAGUAAAUUUGCCGCAUUUAUUGAUAGUUUUACCUGCAAUACAUUCAUCAUGGUGGUUCUGUCGGAUGCAACUGUCUCAUCCGCUGCAACAUUAAUGAAUAUAAGGAAUGCUCGAAAACAUUUCGAAAAAUUGGAAGCUCGGUAG